GCCGCCGGUCCGAGAGGUUUUUUAUUUCAGGUGCUUUGGGGCAAAUCUUUUCACAAAUUGGAUGUGAGAAAGGACAUGAGGAGACCAAAGACCUGGGAUUUUGCUGAUCAGAAUGAAACAAAUGUUGAAAGACUUUUCAAAUCUAUUGUUGAUGGUUCUCUGUGACUGUGUGCUCGGGGAAGCUGACUACCUCUUCUUGGUGAAGCCGGACCAUGUAGCGCUGAGCAACAGCAGCGUGUCUGUGGAUUUCCAAUCCCUGGACGGUGCCAACGGAACCUUACGGAAUGUGUCUGUCCUGUUACUGGAGGCCAACACCAACCAGACGGUGGCCACCAGAUACCUGGAGACCAACGCCUCCCAGGGCAGGCUGGAGUUUGAAUGCUUCCUCUUCCAGGAGGCUGGCGACUACUGGUUCGUGAUGUCCCCGGACGGUGGGGACAACAGCACAGCCGAGCCCUGGUGGGAGAGCGGCGCCGCCCUCAGGGUGGAGUGGCCUGUCUUCCACGUGGACUUGAACCGGACGUCACAGGCCGCCGAAGGCACCUUCCAGGUGGGCCUGGCCACCAGUCAGCCACUGUGCGCCUUCCCCGGCGGCCAGCCCGAGAUCCUGGUGGACGUGGUCUUCACCAACAGCCUCCCUGAGGCCAGAGUGGGCCGGGGGCCGCCCCUGGAGAUCCGGAGCCGCCAGCGCACAGAGCUGUGUCCGAUGCAGUGGCUGGAGUUCGGCUGUGCGCCCGUGGGCCCGGAGGCCUAUGUCACUGUGAUUUUGAAGCUGCUUGGCCGAGACUCCGUCAUCACCGCCGUGGGGCCCAUCGACCUGGCGCGGAAGUUUGGAUACAAACUAGUGAUGGUGCCUGAACUCAUGUGUGAGGCCGAGGUGGAGGUGACGGUCCUGCCCCCGCCCUGCACCUUUGUCCAGGGAGUGGUCAGCGUGUCCCUGGAAGCCCCUGGACGCCCCGGGGAAAGGACCCCUCGGCUGGCCACAAACAGCCUGGCCCUGGGGGAGAGGAGAACAGCUUUCAACUGCACUCUGUUCGACAUGGGGAGGAAUAAAUACUGCUUUGAGUUUGGCGUCUCAGGCGGAAACCAUUUUUCCACUAAGGAGAAGGAAUGCAUGCUCAUUCAGAGAAAUAUAGAGACGUGGGGGCUGUGGCAGCCCUGGAGCCCGUGCAGUGCCACAUGCGGAGACGGAGCACGGGAGCGCCACCGCGUGUGUCUCACCUCCUCCCUGUCCAGGUCUGGCUGCCCCGGAGUGGCCUCCGAGACAUCACUGUGCUCCCUGGAGGACUGCGCUGCGUUCCGGCCUUCCAGCCCGACGCCUCUUCAGCCCGAGGUCCCAGGAAAGUCCAACAACAUCGUGACGGUUACCGGCAUCUCCCUAUGCCUGUUCAUCAUCGUGGCCACCGUGCUCAUCACACUGUGGAGGAGGUUCGGCCGGGCCCCCAAGUGCGGCACCCCAGCCCGCCACAACUCCCUGCACUCCCCCAGCUUCCGGAAGAACUCCGACGAGGAGAACAUCUGUGGGCUGAGCGAGCCUCGGGGGAGCUUCUCAGACGGGGGUGACGGGCCUGCGGGGGGCCCCGAGGACAUGGGCAUCCCUCUGACCUACCGGCGGAAUGGGCCAGCAUCUCCUGAGGACGACACGUCAGGCAGCGAGAGCUUCCAGUCCAGUGCCCAGAAGAUCAUCCCCCCGCUGUUCAGCUACCGCCUGGCCCAACAGCAGUUGAAGGAGAUGAAGAAGAAGGGCCUGACAGAAACCACCAAGGUGUACCAUGUGUCCCAGAACCCCCUGACGGACACGGCCAUCGACGCGGCCAACACGCCUCCCAUAGAGCCGGAAGGCCCAGAAGCUGUGGCCAACAAGUUCCGCAUCAAGUCCCCGUUUCUGGACCCGCCUGGGGUGGGUGGCGGGGAGAGGCCUCCCUCCCGCCUGGACGGGGCCGUCUCCCCAGCCAGCUGUGCCGUGAGCCCCAGCCAGACCCUGAUCCGAAAGUCCCAGCUCAGACAGCUGGGCAGCAGAGGGGGCCUGUCGGAGCGCAGCCACUCCCGGAGUGCCCAUUUCCGGAGGACGGCCAGCUUCCAUGAGAGCAAGCAGGCCCGGCCGUACCGGGAGCGGAGCAUGUCCACGCUGAGUCCCCAGCAGGCCCCGGCCUACAGUGCCAGAACAUGGACCUGGGACCCGGCCGAGGACAGAGCCAGGCCACAGAGCCGAGGCGCCAUCCCGUUUCCUGAGAAACCAGAUGCUCUCCAAGGGAUGGGUGGCACCAGUGGCCUGCUAAGCCCGCUCCCGAAAUCCUACACCUCGGGGCAGCCCAGCAGGAAACAGGAUCUGGGGGACCGCCAGGUGGGCUUGGAGGCGGGGGAGAGAACAGAGACUCACCGAGCUCGGAGAGGACCAUCCCUCAGCCACAGGAGUUCCUCAAGGAAGCAGCCUUCCCCCAUCACCCUCAAAGAGAGCUACCCGGGGAUCAGCUCCCUGAGCCCCUCCCAGUGUCGAAACGACAGGCGUCAGAGCUUCCCCACCCACCCCGAGUUCGCCUUCUAUGACAACACAUCAUUUGGACUGACCGAGUCUGAGCAGAGGAUGCUGGACCUCCCUGGGUAUUUUGGAUCCAAUGAAGAGGAUGAAACCACGAGUACCCUUAGCGUGGAGAAACUGGUCAUCUAG
This is a messenger RNA of Sorex fumeus (smoky shrew), 2668 nucleotides long. It is a transcript of the gene THSD1, whose product is annotated as thrombospondin type 1 domain containing 1. The transcript has 5 exons. Gene Ontology annotation, cellular component: cell periphery. The coding region runs from base 113 to 2668 and encodes 851 amino acids. NCBI's taxonomy places the organism in Eukaryota, Metazoa, Chordata, Mammalia, Eulipotyphla, Soricidae. The record is from RefSeq and is a predicted model, not a curated record.